This is a messenger RNA of Colletotrichum chrysophilum, 429 nucleotides long. RefSeq lists its product as uncharacterized. Bases 1 to 429 code for a protein of 142 amino acids. Gene Ontology annotation, molecular function: GTP binding; GTPase activity. Gene Ontology annotation, biological process: small GTPase-mediated signal transduction. The record is from RefSeq and is a predicted model, not a curated record. The transcript has 3 exons. Lineage: Eukaryota; Fungi; Ascomycota; Sordariomycetes; Glomerellales; Glomerellaceae.
AUGGACGGAGAUGCCAUCAAGAUAUUGCUAGUUGGAGAUGAGAAAUGUGGAAAGACCCCUGAGAACUGGAAGCUUCUUGAGCCCGACCUGGUCAUCAUGUGCUACGACAUAAGCCAGCGGCUCAGUCUCAUCAACAUACAAAGACUAUGGUUCAAAGAGGUCAAAUUGUCCUUCCGCAGACCUGACCGCUUGCCUAUCCUCAUCCUAGGUCUGAAGCGGGACCUAAGAUCCGAAACCGAUCCCAACGGCAUCAUCUAUCCUCAAGAAGCCUACCAGAUGGCUCAGUCCUUGAGAGUAGACAGGUACAUGGAGUGCUCUGCCAUGACCGGGGAGCUCAUCAAGUUGGCGUUCGAAGACAUCUGCACCACGGCAGUCAAAACCCGCAGUGAGGCGGGCGGACAGAGUGAAGGCGGCUGUGUCAUCAUGUGA